This is a messenger RNA of Closterium sp. Naga37s-1, 1233 nucleotides long. The record is from the annotation of a GenBank genome assembly. Lineage: Eukaryota; Viridiplantae; Streptophyta; Zygnematophyceae; Desmidiales; Closteriaceae.
AUGGGGAGCGCAAGAGGUUUCGACGUCGUUAAGGGUUAUGUGGAUACGGAUUACGGCCAGAUUCACUUCCGCAGAUGUGGACAAGGCAUGCCGUCCGUGCUGCUCCUGCAUGCCGCCCCGCAAUCCUCCUCCAUGUUCUCCUCCGCGCUCAAGCGCUUUGCCGCCCGGGGGCUGCACGCCGUGGCCGUCGAUCUGCCCAACUGCGGCGAAUCCAGCCGUUCGUCCAUGGAGCUGACGAUCGCUGACGUGGCGGAGAUCGUGCUGCAGGCGAUCCAAGGGCUGAGAUUCACCAGCACCAUCGACCUGAUUGGACACCAAACAGGAGCGACAGUGGCGCUGCAAAUCGCGUCAGACCUCCCCCAGGUGGUGCGGCGAGUGGUGCUGUGGGGCGUGCCCAUGCUGGGGUUCAUGGAGCGAGGGGACGUGCUGAGGGAAGAGCCUCCCGAUUAUGACGGGGACUUGGAAGGCACUGUGGCGACCUUUUUGGAAAAGAGAUACCCGUACCCCGUGCCCUGGCAGCUCAAGGUACGCACGCUCAUAGACAUGCUACAGACGUAUGAACGCCGCCCUUGGCUCACCCGAGCCAUGGCAGUGGUCGACCACGCUGCCCUGCUCGGCUCGCUCCCCAUGCCUGUGCUCUGCCUGGCCGGCGACAGCGAGCCGUUUCAGAAAGCGACGAUGAAGGCCGCCCUGCUGUGCAAGAACGGGCGGUACGUGAACCUGGGCUCGGCCGGCAGCGAUGUAGUAGAUGAGAUUCCCGAUGAUUACGUGGCAGAGGUUCUGGGUUUUCUCCUGGAGCCGGAUACAGAUGGGGGUGUGGGACCGGGGGGCGCGGGGGGAGGGUCGGGGAGAGUGGGGGGCGGAGUGGGGAGAGUGGGGGCGCUGGGGGGAGCGGCGCAGGGGGAGCGGGCGAGCUGGUCGAUUCAGAGUGAGGUGGUGGCGCAGGAUGGGGGGAGGAAGAUGUCUGCUGCUGCUGGCGUGGGGGGAGGAGGGGGGGGAGGAGUGGGGGGGAAUCAAGCGCUACGGCAAGGGUCGUUGCCGAGUAAUCUAGGGGGAGGAGCGGGAGGAGGGGUGGGAGGAGGGGGAGGGGGGGAAGGGGGAGGAGGAGCAGGUGUGGAUGGCGGCCAGUCGCCGAGGGGCGAGGGGGAUGAGAGGCGGUCGUCAAGUGAGAAGAAGCGAGGGCUGCUCAAAGGGCUGUUUCGAGGGAAGAGCGGGCUGCAGCAGCAGGGGUGA